AUAGUGCUUUGUUUUGCAGCUCUCUGAUGCAUUACGGUCAAGCUUGAUGGGAGCUGUGUGGCCAGUUUCAGCUGCAGCUUCCCAUUCAGCCCCAAGUCCUCCCCGUUUCCCCAGAGGUUAAGCCAGAAAAGAUAGCCAACGUGGAGAAAUGGGGUGUCAGAGGCAUUAUUCAGUGGGUGAGAUCCAGACUCACUGGCACAAUGUCUUAAAGACGUGUGCUUGUUUUUUGGCUCCUGUGGCCCCGCUCGUGCCUGAUACCUCCUAAGAGAGUGGCUGAGCUCCUUCUGGCUCCUUCCAUUGAUGCCCCUGAUAGCCAGCUUUAUGGAACCCAAGAGGUCUACUAGGGGGAUGGUCAGAGAAUGUGGGAUCCCUCAGCCCCAGCCUAAGAACAUCAAGAGUGAGAAAGUCAGCCGGUGACUGUCAAUUCCUGUCAUCACUAGCUGGCAGGAUGUGGACCCCUGGCAGUUGUCACUGUUGUCACCUCUAUUGUGCCUCACAGGGCACUCAAACCAUUACUCUCCUGGUUAUUUCUGGGGUGGUGGACCUGGAUGACUAGAGCUCCUGGGUCCCUCACCUGAAUGCUUCUGCCAAAAAGGGUGUGGGUGUGGUGUGGUGUGUAAAGGGCAACAGACAUCUAGACCUUCCAGGUGAGGGGUUAGCGGACCCAAGAAAAGGAACUAGGUAGGCCCAAGGCCUCAGGCAUUUGAUGGCAAAGACUACUGGAAUUGGAGUCCAGUCUCUGCCUCCCAGUCUAGCAUUCUUAGCCCACUGCCUUUCAGUAGAAUGAACCCUUUAAUCCCGUGUUUACUAGUUGAGCAUUUAUUGAGCACCUACCACGUACUAGGCAUAAGUCCAAAAGGCAGCCACAGACAACUUAGGACAGCACAGAGACCUCUCUUGCUGUGAGCAGCCCUGGGUCCUGCAGGAACCUGGAAGAAGGGGAAUUCCCUUAACCUGAGGAGGCCAGGAGAGGCUUCUUGGAGGAGGUGAGGUUUGAGUGGAGUCUAGAAGGCUGGUUAGUAGUUAACCUGGGGGGAAGUGUUGAAGACAAAGGAAGCAGGUGACAUGCAUGGCAUGUUCCUGGCACUUCACCAGCAAAGUGUGCUCUCCAGGUGGUGGUCCGAGAAGGGUCGGCAAGAGCAGAUCACUGUCGUGUUGAGUUUGGGCUUUGUCCUGAAGCUGGUGUGCAGAGACUGAAGGAUUGUAAGCAGCAAUGGCAAUGUUGCUUCAGUUGCGGUUGGAAGCACAGAUUGGGAGGGCUUAGCCUGGACCCAGCUGAAAUACUUUGGGUAAAAAAUAAGGGGGGCUUCACUAGGCCACAGCUGUGGGAUGGGAAAGGAGGCAGUGGCUGCCAGAAACAUUGAGCAGUUAGAAUCCAGAGCUUUUGGAGAGCAAUUGGAGGCGGUCAGUCAGUGAGAGACAGGGAGGUGUCUGGGGGUGGCUGUGGGUGAUGGUCUUCCUGGACACAGAGGAAGCAGGUGGAAAAACCAGGUUAGAGGCAGAAACAAUGUCUAGCUUUUGGACACGGCGUGUUUAUGGUGCCUGUGGGAGGACACCCAAGAGAAGAGCAGAAGACAGCUGGGUGCUUGGUCUGGAGAAUCAGGGAACUGCAGAGAGCUCCACUGGGGGUGGAGUCUGAUAUUUGGAAUCAAAGGCAGGGAUUAUUAACUUCAGAUAAAGCUCAGUGAGGCUAAGCAACUUGUCCAUAGUUACAUGGCUAUGGAGCAAGGACCUGAACUCCAGUCUUUGGGGUUCAGGUUCUGUGGUGCCUGUGAGCCUCGGGUCUCGUGCUAAUGGCCCUGCUGCAGCAUCUGCAAGGGGAGGAGGCUUGGGGAGGAAGAAGCAGGUGUCUGAAUAUAUGUUUGUCUCCUCUUCGUGUGCCUUCUGCCUGAAAUUGCAUUUGCCCGGAACUCGCAGGCGGGGGCAUUUCUAGGUGGUUUGGAGAUCUUGAGAGAUGAAGCAAGAAGAUUCUUGUCUUUUGGUAACCACAAGCCCUCAACUGAUGUGCAUUUAGCACGUUGGUGGUUGUCAGCAUGUGAGGAUUUUUUUUUUUUUUUUAGAUUUUAUUUAUUCAUGAGAGACACUGAGAGAGGCAGAGGAAGAAGCAGGCUCCCCACGGGGUGCCCAAUGUGGGACUUGCUCCUGGGACCCUGGGAUCAUGCCCUGAGCUGAGGGCAGAUGCUCAACCACUGAGCCACCCAAGUGUCCCAGCAUGUGAGGAUUUCAACAACCUUGAAGUUGACUGGGAUUAGGUCUGGAGAGGCCUGGUACUACCAUCAAAGCCACCUCAGGGAGUUGGGAACUGAGGCACCGGGGACCCCUCUUAUCUGGGACCCCUCAUCUCCUUCCUUGCCUAGUAGCUUCCGCCCAGCUUCUGAGCUGAGGUCUGAGAGGCCUCAGUCCUGGGUGUGACCUCUAUAGCCCAGGAGGAAUGGGUGUUCCAGCUGGUACCCUACAGAAAAAUCUUGUCUUAGCUCCAAUAAUCACAUCCUCAGAAAAAUGUGCCUUGACUCCCUUCUAAAUCAGGCCUUCCUACCUACUGUCUCUCAGGGGUUUGUUUUGGUUUUAUUUUUUGACGUGUAUAUUUCUCUCUCCCACUAGACCGUAGGCUCCAAAAGACCCAGACUGGGUCUGUUUUGUCUCCUUGGCCUAUUUCCUAACUCCUGACUCAUAUUUGUUAAAUAAAUGAAUGAGUGCCCCCUAAGACCCAGGCACCAGGCCUGGCAGCAGAGGCAGCUCUUGUCUAUUUACUGAAUAUGUUCCAGAAAGCAGAAUGUCACUUUCAAUUCUGCAAUUGGUGGUGAUAGUUCGGGGGAGGGGGGGGCAGGAUGCACUAGGGGGUUCCUCCCCCCACCCCGGAAACAGAUGGUAAAAGUGCUUAAAAUAUUGCUGCUUCCCCAGCACCCUUCUGUGCCCCCACACUAUCGCACCCGGCACUCCUUCCCUGGGCUGAAAUGGGCUCUGGUAGACAAUUCUUCUUCCCUCUAACUCCAAGCACCAAGGCGGUUGGGAUGAGAAUUCCUUAUUUAGCCAACUGUUUUCCCUCUUCUCUCCAUUCACUUCCCAGCCUUCCUCAUUCCUCUUCAACUUGCGCUCACACUUCUUUUUUAAUGUUCCAAACACCACUUCUCAGGCUAUGCAUAACUCCUUGUACUUCUCCCCAAUAGCAACAUGUUCCUACUGUGUGCCAGGCACUGGACCAGGCCAGGAGUGUGCAGGGGAGAACACAAGUGAACAAGACAUGAACCCCACCCUCCAGGCCUCACAGCUGAUUGGCCAAAGCAGGCCAGUCUACAAUCUCAGGGUAGAGCGAAGCCCCACCUGUCUGGAGAACCAGGCCAGGGCUUGGGGAAGUGGGUGGCUUUUAUGGCAGGCAGUUAAAGGCUUUUAGGAAUCCUUUCUGAAAAGGUGAAAGACAUUCAGGUGGAGGAAACACGGAAGCAAAAGCACCAUUGGAAGGAGCUGGACGUCUGUGGUUUAAGCAAAGAAGGAAAUUCACAAGAGUCCCCUCCUCCAGCCUGGCUCUCUCUUGGCUCAUGUUCUCUUCUGCUGGCUCAUGGCAUCCGGUACCCCCUCUGUAGGGUCUCUAGUUGAGAUCUCUCUUUUGGCUGGAUCCCUACCUUCAGUUGCCCGUCCCCGGGGUCUGGGAGCUGUGCCUGAGCAGUCGGUUUGCCAAUGAGUCAUAGAAGCAGUACUGAUUUAUUCCUAGGAGUUGCCUGUCACCAAGGGACCUACCAGACGAAGGGAGACCCUGCCCUUCCCUAAGGGAACUCACCUUGAGUGAAGUGGCCUACAAGAUCCAUACUAGUGAAACCACUAGAGACCUGUUGAGGGUAGGAGCAUUCUCUCAGUUCAGAGAGGAUCAGUGAGCCGUCUACUCCGCACAGCUGGCAAGUGCAGAAGAACACAAGGUUAUCAUCGUGGGACUGGACAAUGCAGGAAAGACCACCAUUCUCUACCAGUUCCUGAUGAAUGAAGUGAUCCAUACAUCUCCCACCAUCGGUAGCAACGUGGAGGAGAUUGUUCUGCAAAAGACACACUUCCUCAUGUGGGACAUAGGGGGACAGGAGGCUCUGCGCUCUACCUGGAACUCAUACUACUCCAACACGGAGUUCAUCAUCCUUGUGAUUGACAGCACGGACCGGGACCGGCUGCUGACCACUCGAGAGGAGCUGCAUAAGAUGCUGGCCCAUGAGGCUCUGCGAGACGCUUCCGUCCUGAUCUUUGCCAACAAGCAGGAUAUGAAGAACUCCAUGACCACCGUGGAGAUCUCUCAAUUCCUCACUCUUAGCGCCAUCAAAGACCACCCAUGGCACAUACAGGGCUGCUGUGCCCUCACCGGGGAAGGGUUAGUGGCUGCCCCACCUGGACCUCCAGGGUCUGGCCCAACCAAUGAACAGCUGACCAUCAGAACCUUCUCCUGUUUCUCUCCUGUCAGAAUCUGGCUCACUGUUAGCUCCUGGGCCAAGUCAGUUGAGCACUCACUUAACAGCUGAGGUGCUGUGGGUAAGCGGUGAGCGAGAUAGCGUGGCUGCUCUCAGGAGGCUUAUUCUAGUAGGGGGAGAGUCACCUCUCUCUAAGCACAAACAUUUUAGGUACUGAGAGGUGCCAUGAAGGAAGUGAGAUUGGAUUAAAAGUGAUAGAUGGGGCAGGAUUGGGUCUGAUUUAGCCCUGGUGGUCAAGGACAACCUCUAUUAGGAGGUGACCUUUGGGCCAAGACCAGAAUGGAGAGGAGCGGUCAUGGGAAGACCUGAAGGACAAGUCUUCCAGACAGAAGUCACUGAUUCUUUCCAACCUUGAGUUUUCUCAUCUGUAAGGAGGAAGAUGAUUAUCCUACUCCCUCUUCGAGUUUCUGUAGAGAGCAAAUGGUAUCAUUUAUUCAACAUGUAUCAAGCACCAAAUUUGUGCUAAGAACUUUUCUAGGCACUGGAGAAACAGCAGCAAACAAAACACAAACCUCCCUGCCCUCAUGGAGCUUACUCGCCAGUGGGAGGGAGCAGACAAUAAACAAUUAAGAAGAAUUGAUAGCAAGUUAAAAAGUGGUGAGGCUUGGAAAAGAUCCAGUAGGAAAGGGAGAUUGAAAGUAUGUGGACAAAUGUUGCAAUUUUAGAUAAGGUACCAGGAAGGGGCCACCAAGAAAGUAGCUGCUGAAGGACGUGAUGGAAUGAGGUCACGAGGUCACGAUCACGUAGAAAGAGCUUCGAAUCAGGCCUGGAAAAAAAAAAAAAUCUCUUUCCUCUUCUCUCUCAAGUGGGAUCACAGCAGGCUGGGGACCUAGGUGUCUGGAGACUUUAGGCAGGUCUGCCCAAGGACCCACACAUUUCUUGUAGUGUCCUUGCCAUUCCCUGCCCCAACCCAUAUCCAUCUCCUCUGCUAGACUGUAAGCCCCAGAGGGUAUGUCUGUGUUUUCACCAGUAACCCCAGCUCCUAGCAUAGGACCUGAUGCAUAGUGGGUACUCAGUCGGUUUAUAUUUGUUGAUUGGGAGAUUGGGUGAAACUUUGGUGGUCCCCUCAAUCAGCUCUGAGUUGGGGCUGGGGCCUUGGAGGCUGUCAUCCUCACAGGAUAUAUUGAUCCUUGCCGUGUUCCCUCCUCUCUGCAGGCUGCCUGCGGGGCUCCAGUGGAUGCACUCUCAGGCCACCGCCAACUGAUGUCCUGACCUGAGGCUAACCAAAAACUUUGGGGGUUUUGCUUGGCCUUCAUGGGUGGAAAACCCAAGUGACUAUUAUUUUUCUACGAUUCUCUGAUGGCCACUGGGACAGCAAUGGAUAGUGAGAUUGCCACAGUCCAACCAACCCUGCCACUGAGUGGCUAGGCUGCCCACCCUGAAUUGCUGCAGAUGGGACAGCAGAAGAGCUGCCCUUCACUCAGUGGAAGCAGGUGUCCUUGGAGGCACAGGCAAGCUGUUGGGCACAUCAAGGGAUCGGGAAGUGGAGCCCCAUCCCCUCAGCCCACAACCCCAAGGAAAAAAAUGGGUGACAGAGUUAAGAGACCCCUGGAAUUGGUCUUUAUUUCCUAGGACCACCCCCUGCCAUCCCUUGAUUCCUGCCCCAGCUUUCUGGCCCCUUAGCCAUCUUUGAGCAAAGGAGAUUCCAGAAAGGUGAAAGGACAGGCUCAGGGGAAGGAGGGGAGAGCCAAACACUGGUGGGAAGGGAGAAGGAGAAGAAUGGGACAUCCCAGGCGGAAUAGUCCCUUGCACUGUGGGGAGUUCCACUCUUCCUUGCCUUUCUGUUCCCUCUGAGGUGCUGGCUCUGACCACAGCUUUUGAGUGGUGAGCCGUCCCAUCCUAGGCCCUCCAGUCCUUCCAGUGUGAAUCUCACGCCUCCCAAAUGUCUUCAAUUUCCACAGUGUGCCUGUCUCGAUGGUCUUUUGUAAUGAUUUUUUCAUUGUUUUAGAGUUUUUUUAAUACAAGUGUAAUAAAUGCCAUUGAAAACUGUUCACUUCUUA
Messenger RNA from Canis lupus familiaris (dog), 6445 nucleotides. It is a transcript of the gene ARL5C, whose product is annotated as ADP ribosylation factor like GTPase 5C. The transcript is spliced from 6 exons. Gene Ontology annotation, biological process: vesicle-mediated transport; protein localization to Golgi membrane; intracellular protein transport. Gene Ontology annotation, molecular function: GTP binding; GTPase activity. The coding region runs from base 3969 to 4496 and encodes 175 amino acids. Gene Ontology annotation, cellular component: cytoplasm; trans-Golgi network. Lineage: Eukaryota; Metazoa; Chordata; Mammalia; Carnivora; Canidae. The record is from RefSeq and is a predicted model, not a curated record.